AUGAAGUUCAAGGCUUUCUUCACCGACGAUGGCAUCUCCCUCCUCGACAAGCGAUUCCUACCGGCCAUGGACAAGGUGGGGCGCGUCUGCCACUUUUUCUUCACGCCCACGCACGCCAUGCUCCUCCACAACCUGCUCGGCGCCACGGCCGCCGGGCCCGACGGCGGCGGCCCGCAGUGCGUCGCGCAGUUCGCCAAGGACCUCCUCUUCCGUGAGUACAACGUGUCCUCGCGAAACGGGAACCAAAUCGCCUUCUCCGUCGAAGUCGCGCUGCUUCACCGCGCGCUCCGCAGCGUGCUCGCCGUCCACGCGCAGCCGCCGGCCGCCGGGGACGCCCCCGGUGCCCCGGCUAUACAGGUGAAGCUCGUCAACAAGCUGCCCGUAGGGUCACGAACCGCCACGCCAUUCCUCACUUUCGAAACCAAGGGCGCCCGCGCGGCCGUCGUGCAGGAUGUGCCCAUCUCGCGCCCUCUCUCACGCUCCGACAUCGAGCGGUUGCAGGCCGCCCUUGACGCUGCCAAGGAUCUCCCUCAGACUCUGGUCCAGGUUCCUGAUCUGCCACAACUGCAAAGCUUAGUGGAUCGUUUGAAAAAUGUUGGUGAUCUGCUAACAGUGGCUGUCACCCAAUAUAGUGAUCUCCAUCUACAAGUUUCUACUUCUCUUGUUACCGUUGGCUCUGAAUUUCGGAAGCUCCGGGUUAUUGGUGAUCGUGGUAUUGCUCCUGGUGGUGCUUGUUUAACAGUCGUAUUCCAGUAUUUCAUCCCAGGAACUAGAUUGGCAGAUAAGUCCAUUAGCUUCUACUGCAGGCUUCCAGUCCUCGACCCUGGAUCCAGUUAA
Miscanthus lutarioriparius is the source of this 837-nucleotide messenger RNA. NCBI's taxonomy places the organism in Eukaryota, Viridiplantae, Streptophyta, Magnoliopsida, Poales, Poaceae. The record is from the annotation of a GenBank genome assembly.